GCUAUAUAAAGAGCUUCCACUUUAUCGCCUGUAUCUAGUUGCUCUUGAAUCGCGUAUAACAGCUGACAUUGAGUGUUCCCGCAAAAUGAAGACGUUUACGAUCAUUUUGAUUCUUGGCAAGGCUUAUUGUCAAUUUGGCAAUGCCUCUAGACUCGAGGACAUGAAAACGUGCUUAGUCGAAAAUGGUUUCACUGACAGUCAUGCUGACUUGGAGCGUCUACAGGCUAUUGGAGAUCCAGAACACGUCGAUAGAUUGAAGGACGUUUCGAGAGAAAAAAUGGCUGGCGUUAUUGCUUGCAUGUUCCAGAGAAGACACGGAAACAAAAACUUAAACGAAGCCCUCCAAAAUCUCGUAGAAAGAGAUGAUAAGGUGACAGAGGAGGAAAGGAAAAAGAUGUUGGAAACGUUGAAAAGUUGCAACGCAAAUGCUACUGGAGAUAAUAUUAAACUGCUAAGCUGUCUUAACAUUAUGGCUCCUCCGUUUGAUGUUCUGAUAGCUGCUUUUCGCGAUCUUGAUGAUUCCGUCGGUAUUUGUUUUCCUAGGUGCAAUGUCACCAUUGGUGAAAUGUACAAAAUGCAAAAGAACAUGGAAAUGAAAACCAAGGUUAAGGAUCUGCUGAAAAUUGUCAACGAACAGAAAAUGGGCUGUUUCAUGACAUGCAUAGUUGAUGAGGAGGCGAAAAUUAAUCGACUCAGCCCGCCUUUUUUAAGGGUGCUUACGGACCGUAUUAAUAAGAGUGAAAAUCACGAUGAAGAUCAGAAGAGAGAAAUGCUGAAAACUUUGAGUAAAUGCAACGCACAAGUUGCUGAAGUUAAGGACAAAACUUAUGAAAUGAUCAAAUGCGUCAAUAUGUUCAAGCCUCCAUUUAUCGAUAUUUAUUGAAGCAAUACAAAAUAUGAUAUACAACAUUUGAUCUAUUGUAGGUACUGGAUUUACGACAAGAAAAAUGUAAUAAGAAGUAAAAUUACUUGACGUGUCAAAUAUAUUAUUUCAAAGUGUAUUCUAUGAAUUCCUUCGAAUAAAAUAUUCUCUUACUUUAA
Molecule: messenger RNA, 1041 nt
Organism: Nasonia vitripennis (jewel wasp)
Lineage: Eukaryota; Metazoa; Arthropoda; Insecta; Hymenoptera; Pteromalidae
Product: putative odorant binding protein 39
Exons: 9
Coding region: 86-883 (265 amino acids)
Source: RefSeq, a predicted model, not a curated record